Messenger RNA from Doryrhamphus excisus (bluestripe pipefish), 2013 nucleotides. The record is from RefSeq and is a predicted model, not a curated record. Lineage: Eukaryota; Metazoa; Chordata; Actinopteri; Syngnathiformes; Syngnathidae.
ACGGACUUUACGUUUGGUCACAGUUUUGUUUUGCAGACGUCGUCAACUCCAAGAGUGAUUUUUUACCCUGUUUAAUAGAGUUUAGGAUUGGUAUGUACACUUUUAAAUUUUGUCAUAUACGUUACGUAGAAUACACUCUUUACUGAAGUAUUUCCCGCAAUUCAAGCAGGUGGAGGGAUGAGUCUCUCCCCUGUGGUGGGCACAGAAGUGCCAGAUACGGCAAACGGAAUAGCGACACCUCCUUGUUCGGAAAACGGGCCUCAUGUUCCAGUAGCGAAAUGUGUAGGAGGCAAAGAGGACUUUACCAGAGAGGAUACGUACCUCAGACACACAGAGAACUACCUAGGAGGAGAAAACGCAGUUCAAGAUUGCCAUUGUUUGGUCACAGAAAUGGAGGACAACAUGAGAACAAGUAGUUUGUCUCAACACCCCUCUCAUGAGAUGGACCUUUCGCCCUCUGAGGACUCAUGCACAGCAGACUACUCAGUUGGAGUCCGUCCUGAAGACUCGGGCAGGCAGCAGGACUUGUUGUCCAAACAUUUUGCAUCUAGGAGUGGACGCCCUGUUGCUACAGACCUGGACAGUGGAGAGGAGGACGAGGAGAAAGAGAAACAAGACAAGGAGGAAGAUGAAAAGAAUUGGCGGACUCAGGUUGCUGGAGAGAGAAAAGAAGUUGAGUCUUUACGUCACUACUCCUCCUCAGCGCCAGGUCCUAGCACUUCCACCACCUCCUCCUCGCCGCCACCUCCUGUUCUCCCCUCAGAUGACACCCCCUGCCCUCCGCACGUCAUGGCCCAGGUAUGGGUCCGCAACGUCCGAGGGAUGCAGGACAGCAAGAGCCUGGAUGAGAUCAGCCAAGCGUGUGGAGGUGGAGCAGGGGCACGUGGAGCAGGCAAAGGUGGGCAGUCCGAGGGGAGACGGGCAACAAUCUCCUCGGCCCUCGAGCUGGAGGGCACCGUCAGCCAUGAUGGAGACCUGACGAACUUCAUCACCAAGAACCUGGAGCAGAAGAUCAAGAUGAGCUCCAAGCCCAGUCUGGACUGCAGUGACUCGGAUUGUUCAGGUCCCAUCUACCGCAGCAGAGGGUUGUCACGAAGACCUGCAGACAUCCCGCCCAUUGAUCCCACCGUCCUGGUGGACCUGCAGAGACACACCCAGGAAGUGGCACACAGUGUGGAGGUGAUGAUGCGCAGCCUCAAUGGAACCAUCCAGAAUAUGACAGCUUUGAGUGUGGGCUACAUUCAGACCUACAGAGACUCAGUGGACAGUCUGGGAGAGUCUGUGGAUAUGAGUAUAAAGGGCAUGUACACGUUGAUGGCUCGAUGCGAGGAGUUGGAUCGUUCCAUGCAGCCCAUAAACGUCUUAGCGGCACAGAUCCGAGACAUCAAGCGCAUCCUGGAUGCUCUGGAGGCCAUUUGCAAGUAACCCCCUGCCCUGUCACUUUUUUGUAGUGAAGACACAACAGCAGCAAGCAGGUCAUCUGCAAGUACAGUAUCCUAGUCCUCACUUUUUAUUCUUAACCUCUGGGUAAAUGACAAGGCAUACUGGAUGGUUUGGCCCCUCACUUCUUAUGAUUGUGUGUUAUUUACAGAUGAUUUGUGUAUUGUACGUCAUUAAUUUGAUUAUAGCGUAUCCGUCCAAACAGCUUUGAGCAGGAUGCACUAACCUCUACUUGCCACAUGGUGGCGAUGUUUCCCUUUUCCCCCCCUGAACUGCUCCAAUGACUUUUUUUUUUUGGGACUGAAACAAAGUCUAUUUUUAUGAAAAUGCAAUAACGACACAUUCUUUCAUCGCGGGCCCAAACGAGAGAAGGUGAGCAUCGUGUAUAGCUUAUUUUAUUUAACUUUGUUAUUUAUUUGGUUACUCUGCAAACUGGUGAGUUCAGUUAACUCUGCUUGUGAUGAUGAGAUGUCAUUUUUUUGGAGAGUUGGAACAUGUUGCAUGAUUGCUAUAGGAUGGAGAAAUUAAAACUAGUGAUUCAUGUUACCUGUUUAUUAAACUGGCAUCCCUGGA